GGCCACGCUCGAAGGCGACUUCCGCGCGGCGGGAUGGCGGCCGAGGCGAGAGCCGCGGCGGCGGCGCGGGAUGCGGCAGAGAAGGCGCGCGGGAAGCAGGCCGCCCUCUCCUUCGCGGCCAUGGCCGUCCUGGUGGGGCUGCCCCUCUGGUGGAAGACGACGGAGACCUACCGGGCGGCGCUGCCCGACUCGGAGAUAGCCGAGCUGGACGCCCUUCUGUUCCAGCUGACGGUGCCCGUCUCGGUUGUGUUUGCCAGAGGAGUCCUCCCAAAAGACCAGGAACACAAGAUCCCCUUCAAGCAGAUGCAGGAGACUGAGAUUCCCUUGAACGCCAAGACGGGUGUGGUUUCUCGCUAUGAUGUUUCCUUUCGCCAUGCCACUUCCCAGGAGCAGGCGUUCCUGUCGCAGGCCUCGGCCCAAGAAGCAGACAAGGGGCUGCAGCCGGCAGAAGGCCUGCCGGUGGGCUCCCUCACCAUCUACGUGAUCCCCCCGAGCUCCCUUCUCCUGCCACAGGAGAUGGGAAUGUACAUUGGGAAACAUCGCAGUGCCAUCCUCAGGGCCCCACGGGGGGCAGAAGAUGUGCUGGGCACCCUGAAGGCUCGGAUGCAGCAGCUGGUCCAGGCCAUGUCCUUCACCGCAGAGAGCCUCGUGGAGGCCCUGGCCGACCGUGUCCCGCUGGGCCAGCCGGGAGCCGAGUGGAAGCGCCCCUUCAAGUCCAGUUUAGGAUACGAGGUCACCUUCAGUUUGCUGAACCCCGACCCCAAAGCCCAUGACGUGCACUGGGACAUCGAGGGAGCCAUCCAGCGUUACGUGAAGCCUCUGCUGGAGAAGCUGAGCCCGCUAGCCGAAUUCUCGGUGGACUCGCAAAUCCUCUACUACGCAGCGCUGGGAGUCACACCCCGUUUUGACACCGGGUCCUCCAGCUACAUGCUGAGUGUGCAGAGUCUCCCACACGUCAUUAACCCUGUGGAGGCCAGGCUGGGUUCCAGUGCUUCCUCACUGUAUCCUGUCCUCAACUUCCUGCUCUACAUUCCUGAGCGCCUGCAUUCGCCCCUCUACAUUCGUGGGAAGGACGGGGCUGCCGUGCCAACCAAUGCUUUCCACAGCCCGCGCUGGGGUGGGAUCAUGGUCUACAAUAUUGAGCCUGAAGCCGCCAACAAGACCUCCCUCCCGAGAAGGGUGGAUGUUGACAUGGUGCGCGUGAUGGAGGUGUUUCUGGCCCAGCUACGAUUACUGUUUGGCAUCUCCUCUGGCCUGCCCCCAGAAGGGGCUCUGAUGGAGAAUCCCGGGAAUGAGGGCCUGGCGGACUGGGAGCUGGACCGCUUGCUGUGGGCCCGCACGGUGGAAAACGUGGCCACCGUCUCCAGCACCCUGACGUCGCUGGCCCAGCUGCUUGGCAAGAUCAGCAACAUCGUCAUCAAGGACGACGUGGCCUCAGAGGUCUACCGCGCUGUGGAGUCAGCCCGGCGGGCGAUGGCUGAGCUCAGCCUGGGCCACCUGGACUCGGCCUUCCAGGCCAGCAAGGCAGCGGCCACCUCCUCGGAGCGGGCCUUCUUCGACCCCUCCCUCCUGCACCUCCUCUACUUCCCCGACGACCAGAAGUUUGCCAUCUACAUCCCGCUGUUCCUCCCCAUGGCGGUCCCCAUCCUGCUCUCGCUGGCGAAGAUGCUCUGGGAGAGGAAGCAGCGCCGGAAGGAGCCCACGAAAACGGACUGAGGCGCCUCUGAUGCCCAGUGGGGUGGCAGCCCCUAGGCAGGCGUGUGUCCAGGUCUCCGGAGAAACGGUGGCAGGUCCUGGUUGGCAUGAUGGACCCCAGCUGGGGAGGGGAGCUGUUUCCAUUCGGCUCCUCCUCUUGAGCAGCUUUAGAAUGAGGGUGCUCCCCUUUCGCUGCUGAUGAGGCUGCGGGAUGGACCGGCCUUCAGAGCGUCCCUUACCCUUAUCG
This is a messenger RNA of Candoia aspera, 1942 nucleotides long. It is a transcript of the gene PIGS, whose product is annotated as phosphatidylinositol glycan anchor biosynthesis class S. The transcript has 12 exons. Gene Ontology annotation, cellular component: GPI-anchor transamidase complex. Gene Ontology annotation, biological process: attachment of GPI anchor to protein. NCBI's taxonomy places the organism in Eukaryota, Metazoa, Chordata, Lepidosauria, Squamata, Candoiidae. The record is from RefSeq and is a predicted model, not a curated record. The coding region runs from base 34 to 1716 and encodes 560 amino acids.